CGGGAUGAACGGCUCGGCACCGGGGCUGCUGCCGGCGGAGCUCCCCGGCGCGUGCGUGCCCCAGCGACCCGGUGCAGUUUCGUGCUGGUGCCGGCCUGUCUACUGCCUGGUGCUGUGCGUGGGGCUGCCGGGCAACCUGGUGGCCUUGCUGGUGUUCCUGCAGGCUGGCAAGGUGAGGAAGGCCAUCCGCAUCUACCUCAUCAACCUCACGCUGGCCGACAUCCUCUUCAACCUCACCCUGCCCCUCUGGAUCCCCUAUUACCUGGCCGGGGGCAACUGGCUGCUCUCCGAGGCCGCUUGCCGCUUGGCCGGGGCCACCUACUACGUGGCCACCUACAGUGCCGUCACCUUCAUGGCUCUCAUCAGCUUCAACCGCUACUGCGCCGUGCGGGCGGCGAGGCCGGCGCUGCCUCUGACCGGGCGCCGCGGCGCCGCGCUGGCCUGCGCCCUGGCGUGGCUACUGGGGCUGGGCUGCGCCGUGCCCACCCUGGCCGCCCGGCAAACCUUCCCGGCCCGCGCCGGGGCCACCACCUGCUUCGAGCAGCACGCGCGGCACCGAGCCUACGCCUACGCCAUGGUGGGUUUCUUCGCCGCCGCCUUCCUGGUGGUGCUGGGCACCUACGCCUCCGUCGCCCGCUCGCUCUCGGUGCCCGCCAGUCACGCCGCCUCGCCGGGCUCGCACCGGCAGCAGGCGCGCGCCAUGGUGCUGGGGAUGCUGCUGGUGUUCGUGGUGUGCGUGGCUCCCUACCACCUGACGCUGGCCCCCUGGGUGGACAGCCGGCCCCCCGUGCCUCCCUGCGGGCCCCCGGCUGUCUUGGAUGUGCUGCACGCGCUGAGCGUGGCCCUGCUCAGCCUCAACAGCUGCCUCGACCCCCUCGUCUACUGCUUCUGCAUCCGCCGCUUCAGGGCUGACCUGGGCCGGACCCUGCGCAAAGCCGCCCGGUGCCUCCCGCUCCCCCCUCAAGCCCCCGAUGCGCCCGUGCCCAGCGUCCGUGCGUCCUCCUUCACCUCCUCGUAGCGGCUGGGGGUUCCUGGUAUCCUGCCCCCUCCCGGUGCCGCGGUCCCAAAGGGUUGGGGUCCCCAGCAGGGCGAUGGGCGCAGCUCCUGAAGCAGGGAGCGAUGAGGGGGGAGCAGUUGCCUUGCACGCCCCCACUCCAUCCACCCCCACUCUGCUCCUGGCGCAUCCCCACGCGCUCACAGCCCACAGUUUCCACCCUCGCACGGAUCCUGCACCCAGCGCUCGCACGCGCCAGGAGGGCGCCUUCCCCGGCGAGGGUGGGGAGAGGGUGGGACAGGACAGAGGGUGGCGUGCGGGGUCCUGUCCCCUCCUGGGGGGCUCCAUCCCGCGGGGAUAUGCGUAAAGACACCGACGCCUUGAGCUGGGCUGCCUUGGGAGGGGUGACUUUUUGGGGCCCCAUCCCUCGGUGUUCCCAUCCUCACGCCUGCAUCCUGCCAGGAUUAAAAAUGAACGAG
Messenger RNA from Anas platyrhynchos (mallard), 1473 nucleotides. RefSeq names its product platelet-activating factor receptor-like. Lineage: Eukaryota; Metazoa; Chordata; Aves; Anseriformes; Anatidae. Gene Ontology annotation, cellular component: plasma membrane. The record is from RefSeq and is a predicted model, not a curated record. Gene Ontology annotation, molecular function: G protein-coupled receptor activity. Gene Ontology annotation, biological process: phospholipase C-activating G protein-coupled receptor signaling pathway; positive regulation of Rho protein signal transduction.